This is a messenger RNA of Gryllus bimaculatus (two-spotted cricket), 468 nucleotides long. NCBI's taxonomy places the organism in Eukaryota, Metazoa, Arthropoda, Insecta, Orthoptera, Gryllidae. The record is from the annotation of a GenBank genome assembly.
CAAGGAGCUCUUCGAGGACGCAGAGACGUUUCGGUCGCUGGUUGCGCCUACUACAGUUUCCAAGGAAUUCCUUACGCUCAACCUCCUGUAGGUGCGUUGCGCUUCAAGGACUCUCUACCACCUGCACCUUGGAAGGGAAUUCGAGACGCUGUGCAAGAAGGAAGCAUUUGCCCGCAAGGGAGAGGCGACGACAUCAAGGGCCACGAGGACUGCCUCUUCGUAAGUGUAUACACGCCUCGAAGACCGUCGGUGCUUGGAGAUCCACUGCCUGUUCUGGUAUGGAUCCAUGGUGGCGGCUUCGAAGCCGGCUCAGCGGACGAGUUCGGCCCGGACUAUCUUAUCUGCGAAGACAUAGUUAUGGUGACCUUGAACUAUAGAUUGGGCCCGCUUGGGUUUUUGCACUUGGACGAAGCAGCUCCAGGCAACGCGGGGCUGAAGGACCAGAUGAUGGCCUUGCGCUGGGUGCAG